CUAAAACUCUGACAUGUCAUCAUAAGCAUUUGCAUUAUCUUGUUUGAUAUACCUAGAAUGCAUUCACUAGGUCAAAAAAUUUUCAUUGAAUGUGGUGUUGUGUAUUAGAGUACAGGGCUCAGAUUAAGAACUUUGCUUAAGACAUGGGAAGAAAAGUCGUCUCUUGAGCAAGUAAUAAGUUGGCUUGGAAUUUAAAGUAUUAAAGGUAAGACUUAGAACCUAGAGCAACUUUGUUUUCAAAGGGAGAUUAAGUGGAAGGAACACUUGAGCUCAAGGAUCAACUUAGAAACCUUAAUGUAAGGGUUGAAAGUUUGUUUGCAAUUAUGUGUAAGCAAACAACUCCUAAACCAAGGAUACCUUGGACCUGAGUUCUAUAAGAUAAAGUUGAAUUUGAGAUUAAGAAGCAACUUUGCUUUAGGAGGAUGGAUAAGUUUGCUUUUGAUAUGUGGAUUAUAAGUGGUGAAGUACUUGGGGUGGUUGAGUAUCUCUAACCCCUAAACUGGAGCCCAAAAGUGGAUUUGGAGAUCUAGCCACAUUUUGCAAGAGGUAAAAAUACCAAGUUGGUAGGAUUUCCAAAGUUGCACAAUUUUGUUAUUUGGAGAUUUCCAUGUUGUGUGGAGAAAUUUGGAGAAAUUCACAAAGGUUCAGUUUUAGAGUUCCUGAAAAUAGCAGCAACUAGGCAAUUUUAGUCCUUUGUAACUUUUGAUCUAGAACCAUUUUGAAGAUGAUCAUUAUAACAAAGUUAUAGAGCUACAUGAGGAGUAUAAGUUUGGUUAAGUCACCUAGCACUAAAACUGUUUGGAACUUAGAGAAAACCUGGUCCAAAGUAAAGCUGUCAGAAAUUGUAGGUUUCAAACUUAGUGAAAUUCAGAUCCUGAAUUUCAGCAAUUGGAGCAAACUUUGGACUAUUGUAGUUUGGAAUCCAAGAGGUUUUGGUUAAUGACCAUUAUAGAAACAUUGUAGAAUAAGUACAGGAGAGAAACUUUUAUUAAGUGUGACAGCCCUGGAACUAUAUACAACUAGGAGAAAAGGUGAUCCAAAGUGAGGUUGUCAGACUUUUUGAGUUUUUAGAUUGGGAACAGUGAACUGAAACUAAGAUUUCAGUAUAUAUAGCUGUUUUUGGAGCUCAAUUGUGUCUAAUCCAUGAGGUUUUGGGCUGUUGAAUAUAUAGAGGAAUUAAAGACCAUAUGAUGGUGAAUAAGUCUCCUUAAGUGACUUUGGUUUGAUCCUACACAAAAGUUGGAAAGAAAGCUUGCUCAAGGUUAGACUGACAGACAGUGCUUUAAUUGCAUUUGGUUCAGUUCUGAAAUCUGAAAUUUGUUGUUUGGUGCCAAGUUUGGAGCCCUUUUGUGGUUGUUAUAUAAGGUUUUGGACUGAGGUUUUUGUAGUGUAAGUGAAGACCACCCAAUGGUGAACAACUGUAUUAAAGGAUGAUGCACAUGAUCCCAAAUAAAAAGUGGUGUAACAGCUGCUCAAAGUUUGACUAUCAGGUGGCUAGCGACAGUCUAUUCAAAGCUGAAAUCUGGAAUUUCAGUGAAGAGUGCCUAGUUUGGAGUGCUUUUGUAAUUAAUCCAUGUGGUUUUGGGCUAAGAACUGUGUGGAGAAGUUGUAGUCCACUGUACCGAGAACAAGUUUUAUCAAGUAAGAUAGCCUUGGUGCUGCACAAAAAGAGGAGUAAAAGUGGCUCCAAGUUGUGCUGUCAGGCUUAGGAGGAGAGAAAUUCAGUUAGCUGUUCCUAAAGAAUUCAGUGUGCUUUUACUCACCUUUGGAGCUCUGUGGUAAUUAAUCCAUGGAGAUUUUUAUUAAGAGCUCUAUGGCAAAGUUAAAGACCAUUUGAAGGAGAACAAGUUUAUGCAAAUAAUUGGUCUUGUUAUUGUGUGUAAUUUGGAGAUAAUAGUGUUACAAAACUUACUCUGUCAGACUGAGUGGUGUGAUGUUUCAGAUUUCUGAAACUGAAAUUUCAGUGACAUUGGCUAUAUUUUAGGGUACCAUAACUUUUGUUUUAUAUGCUUUUAGUUAUGGGUUGCUAUACAAAAGACAUAUAGCUAUGAAUAUAGAAUAACUUUGGUGAAGAGAUAGUGGUCUGUUGCUAUGAAGAAUUGGGAGAUCAGAGGGCCUGAACUGGGAGGAAUGGAAUGAAGCAGCAGGCUGAUACAAUUGAGUUCAAUGUGGCAUUCGAAUUCUGAAGAAGAUCACUUCCUCUCUGUUAGGUUACUCGAGUAUUGGAUGGAGUCAAGGUUGAGAUACAUCACUAUGGGUCUAGGGGCCUUAUUUGCUGCUGGGAAAAUAGCAGAUUUGGACUGUUUUGGUGGGCAGUGAGGCCUUAUCUGUUGGAUCUGUGGUGGAAUUAACUAGACAGCAAAAAUCCAGUGGUUUCAUGCCUUCACCCCAGUAGCAAAUAUCAAGUUUUGGACCAUAGUGCAUACCCAAGUGGGAGACUUAUCUACUCCCUUUCCUAUCUGUUUACCGAACGAAGGGAUGGAUAUUUUGGCUGUGUGAGAUAGACUAAAUGCAGUGUAUUUGAGCUGUGGUUAUGAGCCUAUGUGGUGUGGGUGCAUGGGAGCCACGUACAAUAGGUCAUGCAGUGCUGGCAUUCCCACGGUUCUCCUACAUCAGGUCUGAGUUGAGCUCCAUACCCUGCCUACACAUUCAGUUGUACUUGUCCAUAUCCAGUACCCUUCGCUUGGGUUCAGUAAAGCUUCCCCUUGCCCUCAGGUUUUAGCUUGAGACCACUGCGUAAGUGCUGGAAUUCCUGUGUUCACGCUAGUACUCACCUCUCCCCAGUCACCAAACUUCGCCCCUCAGAAACUUGCACGCCAUCUUCCUGCCAGUGGUGACCAUAGCAGCAGUUUACAUCCUCACCAUGGCCAAGAUUCGUCGGAGGUUGUCUCGGUCGUGUGGUGCCCGUUCCUUGUUCCUCACAGAAUUCCCAGAAGAAGAUGAAAUUCAAGAAGUAGUUUCUGAAAAGGAGUUUGCUCCAGUGCCUAUUCAGCAAGUGGAUGGAGCUAUCUAAUUGGUUAUUGGGUAGAAAGGUCUUGAGCCUCUUCACUGCAACAAAGGUGAUGAGGAGUACUCUAUGUGUUCGUGAGGCUGGAGGGCGCUUCCAGUUCUAGAGGAGGAUUAGUUAGGCUUAUGUAUAAGCUUUGGAGGGUUCCUACCUUCCUGCUAUUGUAUUAAGUUAUGCACUUUAAGUAUAUCAGGACUUGUAAUAAAUGUAACUCUUCCUAUGUAAUAACCUUCAGUUUUAGAAAUAAAAAGAAUUUUUUGUAAAGUCUUCCGCUCUUAUCUU
Messenger RNA from Zea mays, 3289 nucleotides. RefSeq lists its product as uncharacterized. The transcript has 3 exons. The coding region runs from base 2864 to 3013 and encodes 49 amino acids. Lineage: Eukaryota; Viridiplantae; Streptophyta; Magnoliopsida; Poales; Poaceae. The record is from RefSeq and is a predicted model, not a curated record.